CUCUGCCCCUGUAAUUACAACUCCAUGCCAAACGACGGCAAUUUUUUCCUGAUUAGUUAUCUUCUCCAGCAAAAAAUGUCAGUACACUUGCUCGUGCUGUCCAUCUUAUGCCUUCAUUGCCUUCAACUGCAUGCGCAUGGAGGCAUCUCACUGAAGUCUCAACAGAUGGCACUUCUUCAUUGGAAGUCCACACUCCGGAACUCACCGCCACAGAUGAGCUCUUGGCAGGACCAUACCAGGCCGUGCAAUUGGACCGGCAUCUUGUGUACGCCUGUGCGCCAUGGACGCCGCAGGCUCUGGGUCGUGACCAACAUCUCCCUCCCAGGUGCCGGCAUCCAUGGCCAGCUCGGUGAGCUCAACUUCUCAGCUCUCCCAUUCCUCAUAUAUAUUAACCUCAGAAAAAACAGUCUACAUGGAGCCAUCCCAGCCAACAUCAGUUCUCUAUCAACACUCUCCUACCUUGACCUCAGUAACAAUUGGCUUACUGGACAAAUACCACAUGAGAUCGGUGGCAUACAAAGUCUCACUGGCCUGUUCCUCGUGUUUAACAACCUCACAGGCCACAUCCCUACAUCAUUGGGUAACUUAACAAUGUUAACUCAUCUUAACAUUCACCAAAACAUGCUCUCAGGUCCCAUCCCAAAGGAGAUUGGAAAGCUUGUCAGCCUGCAGAGUCUACAGCUAAACAACAAUACCUUAAGCGGUGAUAUACCCACAUCCCUUGGAAAUUUGACCCAGCUUAAUCUUUUGUAUAUCUAUGGUAAUGCAUUGUCCGGCCCAAUACCAAAGGAGAUAGGAAAGCUUGUCAGCCUGCAGAGUCUACAGCUAAACAACAAUACCUUAUGCGGUGAUAUACCCACAUCCCUUGGAAAUUUGACCCAGCUUAAUCUUUUGUAUCUGUAUGGUAAUGAACUGUCCGGGCCAAUACCUCCAGAACUAGGCAAGCUCAUUAACCUGCAAGAUCUAGAACUUUGCAUUAAUAAACUUACAGGUGGAAUCCCUUUCUCUUUAGCCAAUCUCACUAAGAUCACCACACUUUAUCUACAUGAAAAUCAAAUUACAGGUUCUAUUCCUCCAGAACUAGGCAAGCUCGUUAACCUGCAAGAUCUUGAUCUUAGCAGCAAUAAAUUUACUGGUGCAAUCCCUGUCUCUUUAGCCAAUCUCACAAAGAUCACCUCACUUUAUCUAUAUGAAAAUCAAAUUACAGGUUCCAUUCCUCCAGAACUAGGCAAGCUCGUCAGCUUGCAAAUUCUUAGUCUUGACAAUAACACGCUCACUGGUAGAAUCCCUUUCUCUUUAGCCAAUCUCACUAAGAUCACCACACUUUAUCUACAUGAAAAUCAAGUUACAGGUUCUAUUCCUCCAGAACUAGGCAAGCUCGUUAACCUGCAAGAUCUUGGUCUUAGCAGCAAUAAACUUACUGGUGCAAUCCCUUUCUCUUUAGCCAAUCUCACUAAACUGACUCGACUUUAUCUACAGAAAAAUCAAAUUACUGGUCCUAUUCCUCAAGAACUAGGCUAGCUCGUAAACCUGCAAAAACUUGAUCUUAACACUAACAAUCUUACUGGUGGAAUGCCUGUCUCUUUAGCCAAUCUCACAAAGAUCACCUCACUUUAUCUAUAUGAAAAUCAAAUUACUGGUUCCAUUCCUCCAGAACUAGGC
Molecule: messenger RNA, 1662 nt
Organism: Phragmites australis (common reed)
Lineage: Eukaryota; Viridiplantae; Streptophyta; Magnoliopsida; Poales; Poaceae
Product: probable leucine-rich repeat receptor-like protein kinase At1g35710
Exons: 1
Coding region: 25-1521 (498 amino acids)
Molecular function (GO): protein binding
Source: RefSeq, a predicted model, not a curated record